Durusdinium trenchii is the source of this 2097-nucleotide messenger RNA. The record is from the annotation of a GenBank genome assembly. NCBI's taxonomy places the organism in Eukaryota, Dinophyceae, Suessiales, Symbiodiniaceae.
AUGAAUGCAGCAAAGCUGCAGGAGAGAGUGAAAUCUUUGGUGUUAGACGACGCCCAAACGACAGCAGCCCGAAGAACUUUGACCCUUCUGAAGCAACCGGUGAAUGAAGAAAAUGUGAGACUAGUCGUGGCCUUGCGUCAGUUGCAAGCAGAAUCCACAGGCAAGUCGCUCAGUGAGGUGCGUGUGACCGGAAAGUUGUUCUCUUGUUGGCAGUCCUCUGUUAGUGUGAGCGCCAAGACUUCGGAGAAGUACUGGUCAGUGCCGAAGAGCAAUUUUCCGGACGCUGCAGAAGACCCCGCUUUGAAGGAGUGUUUUGAGACUGGCCGGGGCGACUAUUUGAUCGACUUGACAGAGUGGGAUGAAAUGCCGCCAUGCUUCAAUCCGCAGACACAUUGGUUGAUUGAUCAGUGUGUCCGCAGACAGAAUCUUGGCCUGGGAGUGAGGGAAGUGGAGUUUGUUGUGAGCUACAACAAGAAGAGCCAGAAAGGCACACCUACUCCAGCCGACCCUCCAGCUCCAGCAAUCUCCUUUGAACCGACUUCGCCAGCAGUUGUUGGAGUUGCUCCUGCAGCCUCCUCCUCCUCCUCAGCUCCAGAAGUGAAGCCUGCGCUUCCACCGCCGCGCUUGCUAGCACGGUCUUUCAGCUCUGAGGAGGAUGAAGUGGAGCUCAUCGCUGCAAAGUGCAAGACGUGUUUCAGCGAGUCUUUGCUGUGGAGUGAGGACACACGCAUUGACCGGAAUGCUCCGACGGCAGAGUAUUGGCUGCGGGCAUUUUGUGGCCAUGCCAAGCGUGCCGCCGCCAAGGGUCAGGACCUCCCUCCAGAUAUGGCGAUUUUCCCCAAGUUUGUGGCCACCAAGUUUUUGGAGCAGGGCGCUUGUGAGGUGUUGCCACAUUUCACCCAGUUGCUCAAAGAUUUGAAAGAGAAGGUCCCUUCAAUCUUCCCCAAGCCCGGAUUGGUGGAUGCACUCAUUGCCAUUGCGGACUACGAUUGCAGCGGCUCUUCUUUUUGUGAAGUGGACCUGUCAUCUUUGAGCUUGUCUGCGCGUGCUGCUCUGGUUGGUAGCGAGCUAUACAAGUCUUGGAUGAAGAAAAGCUUGGAAGAGCGAAUUUCCAAGUUGCAGCAAGCGCAGAAGACACCGCAAGAACUCCGGCCUCUCCUUGAGCCUCUUGCCAAGCUGUCUGAUGACUCUCGGGUUACCUUCGCAUUGACUUGGUGUGGGCCCGCAUCGUACGAUCAGAGGCUGGCCUAUUUGCUUUCGGACGUCGGCAGGUUUGAUUUGCUUAAAUUUUGGUACCCAACUGCACCAGAGCUUUGCCUGUCUACUUUCGUCUCCGAAGAGCCGAAAUUCGGUCACUUCACAGAGAAGCAGUACCUUGCUGGCUUGGAGAGUCUCUCCAAGUGUUCCACAGCUUCUUCUUUCAUCAAAUUGCAGGUGGUGAAGAGUUUGCUUGCGGAUUUUACACGUCUCCGUGUCCUUCCACAAGGAGGAGCUGUUCGUGCUUGGGCAUGGGCUUUGUUUCUCGAGAAUUCUAGCGCCAAGUUGGGAGUGGCAUUGGAUGAUGACAACGAUGAGAAGCUGAAGAGCUUCCCCCCCGAGACCUUGGAUGAUGAGGCGUUGUCCACCUUGCACAAGUGGUACGUGACCAAACUCGGUCAGAAAAAGGACCAAACUGGCCAUGCGAAAUUGCAGCCGUGCAUGGAUGGUUGGAAGAGCAGAGCUGACAAGGCGAAGGAAGAAGCUUUGGCUGCCGGUCGUGCCGCAGAGAAGGGUGGCCACAAAGAACCUCAGCAGGCAGCCCCACCUGCGGCUGUGACUGAUUGGAAGGAAGGAGACGUUGCCAUUGCUCUCCCUGGCAAAAGAAAGUCAGAGUUCGACAACCAAGAAGGUGUCGUGCUCAAAGUGCUGGCCAAAAAGCUCCGUCUGGAGUUCAAGCGCUUGGGGGAGACAAAGGAUGUGGACAAAGACAGAUGCCAAAAAGCGGCCAAGAGUGGACGUCAGAAUGCCGAUGAGAAAGCCGAAGAGAAGAAGGAAGAGAAGAAGGAAGAAAAACCUUCGCUGACGGAGCUCUUGGGCUCAGACGUGGUGGACGAUUAG